CUCCGAGCACGUCUUGAGGGCACUUGAAGACUGGCAGAGUUGAAUGCAAAGACGAAGAACAGACGAAGCACUGAUCCUGCUCGCAUACUACAUCUUAUUUUCACACAGCGAUGUUGCCCAUGCAAGGCUUCUGCACUACUUAGUAUUUCUUCUGCAUUCAUCUCAAUUUGCGCUUUUACGCAAAGGACGCAUUAGGGUAUUUUAAUCUAAAGAAUCUUAUUGCAUGGAUUAUUUCGUAAAGAAAAUCCUGUAGUGUGUCAGUUGCACAGAAGAUGAUGUUUUAGAGGAUUCUGGCGAAUUGUUUUUUUUUUACAAGUGAGCGCAUUACGCAUCGGAUUCUUCGCGUACAAGUGACCCAUUUGUGCCUUUGGAUCUCUUACUUGUAGAGACAUCCCGAUUAUAAUAUCACAUUUGUACUGGUGGACUCAAUUUACACAGUAAUGGAUACAACUAUUUGGAGUUAUUUAUUGGCUGCUCUUCUUGUGCUUUGCCGAGUCAAACUGGCCCGGUCUACUAUCUUAGAGUCAAUCUAUUGGAAUACAUCCAACAGCAUGUUCGUCCCAGGAAAGGGUAUAGUACUUUACCCACAGAUCGGGGACAAAAUGGACAUUGUGUGUCCACGAAUCAAGACAGGCACCGCUGAGCAGAGAAACAUCGAAUACUUCCGGGUUUAUCUUGUUACCAAAGAGCAAUUGGAGACCUGUCACGUCGCUAACGGGGAUGUGGCGCUGCUCAACUGUGACAAGCCGGACCAAGACGUGAAGUUCACCUUCAAGUUUCAAGAGUUCAGUCCCAACCUGUGGGGCCUGGAGUUCGUGAAAGGAAAAGAUUAUUACAUCAUCUCCACAUCGAACAGUACUGUCGAAGGUUUGGAUAACCACGACGGAGGAGUUUGUAAGAGCAAAUCUAUGAAGCUCGUACUGCGAGUUGGACAGAGUCCAACAGAUUCGUUCCCAGCAAAACCCCACCCUACAAGAUAUCCCCCGAAAUAUCCAGAAAAUAACGUGGAUCAAAGCACUUUCGACAAAGAAAAUGAUGUCAUCAACAAAGUUGACCCCAUACUGAAUGGGGAGGCCGGUGGAAAGAGCGGAGAGUCCGUGGGGUCUGCCGGAUCAGAAUUGGCCUUGUUUGCAGGCAUAGCAUCUGGUGCCGUUAUCUUCAUCAUCAUCAUCAUCGCUCUGAUUGCGCUCCUGCGUCGGCGUCAUCAAAAACACUCCGCCCAAUGCUCCGCCCAGUUACCGCUGAACACGCUGCCCAAACGUGGCAGCGGGGCAAGUGGAGGAAGCAACAAUAACGGCUCUGAGCCCAGUGACAUCAUCUUUCCCCUGCGGACCUCAGGAAGCAUGUACUGCCCGCAUUACGAGAAGGUCAGCGGCGACUACGGGCACCCCGUCUACAUCGUCCAAGAAAUGCCACCGCAGAACCCUGCAAAUAUUUACUACAAAGUUUGACGUGAAACUGAAAACGAUCAGAGGAUGCAGAGCGCCACAGCGCCGAGUGGAAAGCUAAACGCUUGCGUUUUUAAUGCUGGACGUCUAUUUUGAGAUGCCGCUUACUGGUUUAACCCGAUAAGUUGGACGCUACAAGGGUUAAAGAUCAAUUCUAGUUCAGACGAACUUAUUCAUUGUUGGUCUCGAGUCCUUGGAUAAACGUUGGUGCACAUGGAAGCUUGUUUUUGAGGAUUUCUGAAUGAAUUUCAAAAUCUUGAACUAUCUCACAGAUGAACUCCUGGGAAACCUCAGACAAAGUGACGAAGCAAGGCGUUAGGGUCCGUUCAGUCUGAGUUGUUAUAAACAUUCAAGUUUAUUUUUAAUUUAUUAAUUUUGUUUGUUCUCACGUUUUUGAACUUCUAUACAUUGAAAAUGUUCAAUACGUCCAGACGUCAGACUAUGGGCAUCCCAGAGCUGGUCUGUUGAAUGCGUAUUACAUAUCACAUUUUCAGCCCUUAUGCAGUUUAAACCAAGCAUUAACUUGCAAGGCUUUGCCGGUGUGGUCCUCAAAACGCAUGUGGUUCUUCUUUAGCUUUGGACUUUCUAAGCAACAACAACAAACAAACAAAACUGAAACUCGACAUGAAGAAAGACCCUUUGUUGACUUGUCAAUGUAAAUACAAUAAACAGACAUUUAAAUUAUG
Messenger RNA from Paramisgurnus dabryanus, 2134 nucleotides. RefSeq names its product ephrin-B2b (gene efnb2b). Lineage: Eukaryota; Metazoa; Chordata; Actinopteri; Cypriniformes; Cobitidae. Gene Ontology annotation, biological process: blood vessel morphogenesis; axon guidance; ephrin receptor signaling pathway. Gene Ontology annotation, molecular function: ephrin receptor binding. The record is from RefSeq and is a predicted model, not a curated record. Gene Ontology annotation, cellular component: plasma membrane.